AUGAAUCAACCUCCGGGUUUUGUUGAUUGGAGAGCACCCACCUAUGUUUGUCGGAUUCGUAAGGCUUUGUAUGGGUUGAAGCAAGCUUCUCGAGCUUGGUACCAAAGCUUUGCAAACUUUUUGGUCAGAUCGGGUUUUGUCAUUGCUAAAAACGACAACUCUCUUUUUACUUUUCGACAGGGUGAUGAUAUGGCAUAUUUGCUUCUAUAUGUUGAUGAUAUUAUAUUAGCUACCUCCACUGAGAGGUUGCGUGAGGGGAUCAUAUCUCAGUUGCAAACUGAGUUUCUUAUGUCUGAUUUAGGCCCUUUGAGUUAUUUUUUAGGGAUUGCGGAGAUUUUAGAGCGUGCAUGUAUGGGCUCUUGUAAACCUGCAACUACUCCAGAUGACACUAAGUCUAAACUUAGUGCAAAUUCAGGACCACCUUCUUGGGAUCCUACUUUGCAUCGCAAUUUAGCAGGUGCUCUUCAGUACCUUACUUUCACUAGGCCUGAUAUUGCCUAUGCGGUGCAACAGGUGUGUCUUUUUAUGCAUGAUCCCCGGGAGUCUCAUUAUGAUGCUUUGAAGCGCAUUCUGCACUAUGUUCAGGAUACCAUUGAUCAUGGUUUACAUUUAUAUCCCUCUGCUUGCUUGCUUUAUUUACACUGA
Molecule: messenger RNA, 645 nt
Organism: Chenopodium quinoa (quinoa)
Lineage: Eukaryota; Viridiplantae; Streptophyta; Magnoliopsida; Caryophyllales; Amaranthaceae
Exons: 2
Coding region: 1-645 (214 amino acids)
Source: RefSeq, a predicted model, not a curated record